Plasmodium inui San Antonio 1 is the source of this 438-nucleotide messenger RNA. RefSeq lists its product as hypothetical. Gene Ontology annotation, molecular function: zinc ion binding. The record is from RefSeq and is a predicted model, not a curated record. The transcript is spliced from 5 exons. NCBI's taxonomy places the organism in Eukaryota, Apicomplexa, Aconoidasida, Haemosporida, Plasmodiidae. The coding region runs from base 1 to 438 and encodes 145 amino acids.
AUGAAGAACACCGUGCUUCGAAUAAAAGCCGAGUUGGAAAACGUUAAGAAGCUAUAUUGUGAUGAUGACUUCCUGUGGGUGUUUAACAUUAAGGACUCCACGUCUUCCCUCACCAGAGAGAACAUCCAAUUUAGGAAGACCGAUAUUCUGGACAUUCCUAACAGCAGGGGAACGGCCAAUUUCCUACUAAAGUGGACUGAAUAUCCGAAAUACUCGACUAUAAACUUCGUGAAGACCAAAAACAGCUGCUCCUACGACAGCGAAGCGGACAACGAGUGGAGAGACUUUGCCACCUUCGAGUGCCGAGGGAUCGAAUUGGUGGAGUUCCAGUCACGCGGCAACUUCAUCGUGGAAGACAUCAAGGGAAAAAUUUACUACGACGUCAAUUUGUCUGAUCGAAAUUGGUGUGACUACAACCAGGUGAGCGUCUGCCCGUGA